AUGGCAGUGGUGUCGGCCUUUCUCUGGGGACUUUGCCAGAGGUUACAGGCCACGAUUGCAGCAAGUGAUGAGCUUCAACUCGGUGUUGACAAGGAACUGGGGAGGCUUCUCAAAGCCUUUGUCUCAAUUCAAGUAACUACACUUGAAGUUGCCGAGAACAAGCAGUGCAAGAGCAAGGUUGUGCAAGCCUGGCUCUGUGAGCUCAAAGAAGCUGCACAUGAUGCUGAUGACUUACUAGACUGCUUGAUUCUGAAAGCUCAAGAACCUGAAGUGGAAGCCAGUGGCAUGGAGGUGGUAGACCAGCGCCGCUGUCUUAUCUUCAACUGUCGCCAAGAACAACCAGUCACACAAACAGAUCUCAUGAUCCAAGACAUUCGGAGAAGGGUACAAAAGUUAAUGAGAAAGAAGCCCUUUUCUCUUAAUUUUCAUCACCGACGAGCAAGCAACUACAUGAGUCAUUAUGAAGUUGAAGCAAGAAAAGCCACAAGUGCUAAUUCAGGAGAGUUUGGGAGAGAUGAAGAUAGAGAGAAGAUGAUUCAGCUAUUGACAUCUGAAGAAUCUUCUGUGCAUGAGGACCUUUCUCUCAUUGCUAUUGUUGGCCAGAGAGGUGUCGGGAAGACGACACUGGCACGGAUUGUCUAUGAUGAGCCUAGAGUUGGUAGCCAUUUCCCGCUUAAGAUGUGGGUCACUGCAUCCGAAGUUUAUGAUGCUGGGAGGCUGUUAAGAUCCAUAAAAGAGUCUGCUGAUGGAUAUCCUUCAUAUGAUAGCUUCACCAUGGAGGAAGUUGCUGAUAUGCUGAAGAAUAUAUUAGGGAAGAGUAGAUACCUGCUUAUUCUUGAUGAUGUCCGAAAUGAAAUACUCGACUCGGAGCUGCUGCGGGAGCAACUGAAGUAUGGACCAAGCGGAAGCAAGAUUGUUAUCACGACUGAGAAUGGAGAGAUUGCUAAGAAGAUGAGAUUGCCAUUCUUGUGCUAUCAUUUGCAAUGCUUGUCUCAUCAAGAUUCCUGGUCUUUGUUCAAAGAAUGUUCAUUACUGCUUGAUCAAGGGGCGUGCCAAAAUAGCAGAGAAAUUGAAGAAGUUGGCUUGGAGAUUGUGGCAAAGUUAGAAGGGUUGCCUCUGGCUGUCAAGAUGGUUGGUCGUCUCUUGUGCUUGAACUUCAAUCUAAAUGACUGGAAGAUGAUCUUGAAUGCUGAUGUCUGGAGGUAUAAAUCUGAAGAAGUGUGUGGUGUCCCUGCUGCUUUGUGGUUAUGCUAUCAACACUUGCCACCUCACAUCAGGCAGUGCUUCGGAUACUGCUCUGUUUUCCCCAGAGAUCACAAGUUUGAUAAACAGAGCAUGGUACAUAUGUGGAUGGCUCAGGGCCUUAUUCAACCUCAGCAAGGAAAACAAAUGGAGGAUUUGGGGAACGAGUACUUUGAUUAUCUUUUGAACAGGUCCUUCUUUCAGAGCUGGAGCUGCAGAGACGAGCAUCUACUGUUUUUUGAUGAGGAAAACAUUGUCUAUAAUACGAGGCCAAUACCAUUUGAUAUCUCUGAAGAGUAUAUAAUGCAUGGAUCAAUUCAUGACUUAGCUUUGUCCAUUACUGUCUGUGAAUCACUUUGGCUAUCACCUGUAGCCGGGAGUAUGAAGGAGAAUGUGCGUCAUUUAUCGGUUAAGUCUGAUAAGGACAACAUUGAGAAUGUUCUGGACAUAAGCAUGCUGCAUAACCUGCGGACACUACUGUUCUACAGAACAGGGAGUUCCAGUUUUGAUUAUGAUGCAUUGUUCAUGAACUUGAAAUGCAUCCGGGUGCUGUGUUUGAGUGACAUUGGAUUGAAAAACUUGCCUAACUCAAUUGGCAACUUGAAACAACUCAGGUGCCUGGAUCUUACAAUGACAUCUGUCAAAACAGUCCCAGAAGUUCUGUGUGGCUUGCGCAAUUUACAAACUUUGAAGCUGAGCAUCUCUUCAACCACUCUGCGACCUUUACCUCGAGGUAUGUCAAAUUUGAUUAAUUUGCGGCACUUGAAGGCAUAUGUAGGUGGAAUGUAUAAGAUUGGACAACUCACAUCCUUGCAAGAGCUGGAGAACUUCAUCGUCUUUGAUGAAGAUGGGCACAGGAUAGAAGAGCUCAAGAACAUGACACAGCUUCGAGGGAAGCUCCGUAUUUCUCAACUUGAGAAUGUGCACACCAAGGAUGAGGCCAUGGAGGCCAAGCUGAAUGAAAAGGAGCACAUUGAAGAGUUGAUGCUAAAAUGGUCCUGGGACUACAAAUGGGAUGGAGGUCCUAUAGAAUCAAAUUUUGCAACUCUUGAUGCUCUAAGACCACAUGCAAACCUAAAAACUCUAAUUAUAGAUAGCAACACCGGAGGAAAGAUUCCAACCUGGUUGGAAGAUGGAUCACUUUCAAGCCUUGAAACUUUAGAGAUCGGUCAAUGUUACCAAUGGGAUAUCUCGCUUCUUGGGCAGCUCAAGAGCUUAAAGAUACUAAAACUGCAUGGAUUGCUAGAGAAGCAGCAUGUUGAUCUGUAUAAUGACAGAGAUGUUCACCAACUGUUUCCUUGUCUUCGCAUACUAGACAUGACUAGUUGCUCUGGCUUUGUUGAAGUUCCUCCAACACUAGAAGCUAUGCAACUGUCGAUGGUGGGGCUCCCAACGCUUCCCAGACUACAUCAAAGCAGCAGCUCAACAUCGAGUUCUUCACUUGCAUCAUUGCGUAUCUUAAACUGUCCAAGAUUUACAACUCUACAAGCAGGGCUGCUAGAGCACCAAUCCCAGAUCCAACUCCAAGCUCUCCAUAAACUAAUCAUCCAAUAUUGUACUGAGCUUGUUCACUUGCCAGAUCACGGUUUCUCUGCACUUGUGUCGUUGAAGACCUUACUUAUUGAAGAUUGCCCAAAACUCAGGCACCAGCCAGCAGAUGACACUGGUCCUACUCUUCCUUCAUCCUUAAUUGAUUUCAAGGUUAUUAAAUGUGCAGGCCUGACCAUUGAUUCAUUCUUCAUUGGUAUGGGAAGGCUACAUUCCCUGAGUUCCAUGGUGAUUAAAGGUGAGCCAGCAUUUACACAUAGUCCUCCUGAACACCUUCCUGUCUUUACGACACUCCCUUGGGGUCUUCUGCAACACUUGAAGUCACUCAAAGAGCUAGAAAUUGUGCACUGUUCAUGGUUAACAACGCUUGGACUCCAAGCUCUUGUGUCACUCAAACGCUUGAAGGUUGCAGGCUGCCCAAGGUUGGCUGCUUGUUCGUCGCCGUCAGAUAAAUCUCCAAUGCUUCUUGAAUAUCUAGAGAUUAAUGAGAGCUCAUUGCGGAUACUCAACGGUGAGCUACUGCAGAGUCUGAUCAACCUACAGGAGCUAAAAAUUGCAAAGUGCCAUCAACUAGUAAACUUUCCGAAUGAGAUGGAAGAGAAGCUUCAUUGCCUUGUGUCCCUCAAACGGCUAUUCAUAGACAACUGCCACAUCCUUCAAUCUUUGCCUUGUGAGCUUGCAACCAUCUCUUCUCUUGAAGAAGUUUGCGUAACUGACUGCAACUACAUUCAAUCGAUACCCGAAAAGGGCCUGCCAGCCUCCCUGGUCUAUGUUGAUUAUCAAUCGCUGCCAUUCUUUGAAGCAGAGAUGCAAAAAGGAUGGUGA
This is a messenger RNA of Dioscorea cayenensis subsp. rotundata (Guinea yam), 3615 nucleotides long. Its product is annotated as putative disease resistance protein RGA3. The transcript has a single exon. The record is from RefSeq and is a predicted model, not a curated record. Gene Ontology annotation, molecular function: ADP binding. Gene Ontology annotation, biological process: defense response to other organism. Bases 1 to 3615 code for a protein of 1204 amino acids. NCBI's taxonomy places the organism in Eukaryota, Viridiplantae, Streptophyta, Magnoliopsida, Dioscoreales, Dioscoreaceae.